GGACUAAGGAGUAUAAAUUUCUCAUAGCACUUCCUAUUUUUGUGGCCUCAAAAUCGUGCAGCGCUAUAUCUAAGGAAUCCAUUUAUUUCUCUCUGUCCCUUUCUUUACAUCAACAUCACCGUUACUCAUUAUUUAUUCCCCUUUUUUCCAGCAAAAUUUGGGUUCUCUGAUUUGUAAUAAUUUUGCAAGGGACAAAUUUUCAGAAUCGAAAUUGAAAACAAAAAAAUGGGUUCUCAUGCAAUUGCUAAUGCUCGUGUUUCUACAUUCAACAAAAACUCUCCCAAGAAGAAAAGGGGUAGCAAACAGGUGAAAUUGAGACAGAACAAAAUUGAUGUUAGAAAAGAACAAAAUACAUUUCAAGCCAACAACAAGGAACACAACGUGAAGAAAAACAUAACUGAUGGAGCGAAGCCACCAUCCAUACCAAAUGGGAAUGAAGCCCCCAAAACACGAGUCAAUCAGGCUAUGAGUCCAAGAGAAUACGAGCAUGAGAUACCGACAACAUAUAGCAACAAUGAAGUGGCGUCCUUGACGAAUGGGUCAACAGUCGAAAGACCAGAUUGCUAUGUUUUGAAUAGCAGCUAUAGUGGUAGUUGCUCCAGUAGUUGCAGUGAGGAAGACAGAGAUGAAGGGUGCUUAGAUGAUUGGGAGGCUAUGGCAGAUGCUUUGACAGCAAAUAAAAAUCAGCAAACUUCAGAUUUGAAAACAGAAACUCCUGGUAUAAAUUGUCGAUAUCAAGGGAAUAGUCGAGCUUGGAGCCUUAAUGAUAUUUAUCGCCCCAGAAGUUUGCCUAGCAUUCCAAAGCAGCAGUAUACUCGACAUCUUCAGGUUGAUUCAGGAAGCUGUUUUUCUCGUGGGGAGCCUUCUGCUUGUCCGAUUUGUUGUGAGGAUUUUGACGUAACAGACUCGAGUUUCCUUCCUUGCCCAUGUGGUUUUCGUGUUUGUCUCUUUUGUCACAAUAAGAUACUCGAGGUAGAUAGGCGAUGUCCUGGGUGCAGAAAGCACUACGAUAAUGCGAAUGGAGACACAGUUUUAGCAGUUCAGACGAGUCAUUCUUGGAGCAAGAAUACAUGGUUUUAAGAGACUUGUUUAGAUCAUGUGGUGUAUAUGGGGAUUGUUUGCUCUUAUGUUAUCCUUUAAUAGUCUCAAAGUUGUAGGACUUGGAAGCGUUUUUUUCCAGAUAUCUAAUAUCAUCAUAUGGGUGAAUGAGCAGAAAAGAUAUAUGAGACCUGUGAGACUGUGAUGCAUUCAUUUUCUUGGUGAUGUUUGCAUUUCUUGAUAUAUGGAUAUCUACUCUAGUAUUUUAUCAA
Messenger RNA from Beta vulgaris subsp. vulgaris (sugar beet), 1310 nucleotides. RefSeq lists its product as hypothetical. Gene Ontology annotation, cellular component: CCR4-NOT complex. Gene Ontology annotation, biological process: protein ubiquitination. Bases 226 to 1080 code for a protein of 284 amino acids. The record is from RefSeq and is a predicted model, not a curated record. Lineage: Eukaryota; Viridiplantae; Streptophyta; Magnoliopsida; Caryophyllales; Amaranthaceae. The transcript has 3 exons. Gene Ontology annotation, molecular function: ubiquitin-protein transferase activity.